Messenger RNA from Arctia plantaginis, 651 nucleotides. The record is from the annotation of a GenBank genome assembly. NCBI's taxonomy places the organism in Eukaryota, Metazoa, Arthropoda, Insecta, Lepidoptera, Erebidae.
AUGGAUAAUUGGUUUACUUCGGUGCCUCUAGCAGAAGAGCUGUUGAAACCACCGUAUAAACUCACAGUGGUAGGUACAUUACGAAGUAACAAGCGGGAAAUUCCCAAAGAAAUGGCGAAUACUAGAUCUAGACCAGUCGGCGCUACGUAUCACGUAGUUUUUGAAAAGGAACUUGAAAAACGUACUGAGCCUCGUCAAGUACGUGAAAAAAGAUGGAUUAUUGGUAGAUCGUCCUCACUUUCAAACAUGCCAAAGAUAAAUUCAGCUGCUCAAAGACGUUGUUCUUCAGUCCCUCCCACAAUUACCGUACAGUACCUUCUGCCAAGCACAACCCACAAUGAAAGAGCACAUUCCUAUAAUCUGUUAAGUGACGGGCCUGAUUCCUAUGAUGGUGAUUUUUCCGGCACAGACAGUGACGUCACAUACUGCCCCACAGACGUUGAGAUACUCUCAGAUAGUUCCAGUCCAGAUAUUCUAGAGGAACCAUCUACAUCUGGUAUCAUGUCUGGUGUAUUUCACGGCAACAUAGAUGAAGGUAGAAAACGCAAAUCGAGGUCUGACCCAAGCCAGUGGAAGAAAAACAAAAACAAGAAACUGCGUAUGUCAGGCAAAGAAUAUUUAGGAUUUACAAAGCCUAAAUCAGAAAGUUAA